Glarea lozoyensis ATCC 20868 is the source of this 1206-nucleotide messenger RNA. RefSeq lists its product as uncharacterized. The coding region runs from base 1 to 1206 and encodes 401 amino acids. The record is from RefSeq and is a predicted model, not a curated record. Lineage: Eukaryota; Fungi; Ascomycota; Leotiomycetes; Helotiales; Helotiaceae. The transcript has 3 exons.
AUGUUUUCCAGAACCGUCACUCUCGCCCUUCUUGCGGCUGUCGCUGAAGCUCGUUUCGGACAAGAGCAAGGCAACGGUGCUAUUACUGCUAUCGGUGCUCUCACUGAUCUCGGGACCUCUGGUCAAGCUGCCACUUUGGCAGGUGGCUCUAUCCAGUUCCUUCUGGCUGCAGCCAAUCCAUGUGGCAAGCUUACCCAGGCCGAUAACAUCAUCACCGAGCUAGGCAACUCUGAUCGUGCUGUCGCUGCUGCUCGAGGACUCGUUGCUGCCGAGCAGAACUUCAACCCAUUUGUUGUUUCUAUCCCAUCCAUCUGCUCGGAUCCUACUCUUCCAAAAAGCGCAGAGCUACGCGGUGUUGUUCCUCUCAUCGACCCUGCUGUUGGAGGAUCUGACACCGAAAACACACUCUCUGCUACAUCCAUCACUACUCCUUUCACCGCAGAUGGAUUGAGUGUCGCUCAGGUCAUGGCUGCUCAGGGCUUCACCAACUUCACUGCCGUCGCUCUGGAUGGAUCGAAGAGCACCGUUGACGCUGGAGCUGCAGCUCCAGUAGUAGCCCCAGCUACCAAUGCUACUGCUUCUUUCAGCAACUCUACUGCUGCCCCUACUGCCUCUGUCGACGCCUGUGGAGCGGUAGCCGCUGCCCCAACCACCCUCGCGACCGUCACACAAGCUGCUACUGCAAGCACAGCCGCACCUGUCGCGACCGGAGCCGCUUCUACUGGAGGGGCCGUCAGAGAUACUUCUACCUGCACAGGAUCCGGACAAACACUCAUCUGCACGGCUCCAGAUGUUGGAUCUGGUGCUAUCUCUGACCCAGUGACCGGUACUUUCGAGGGAUUCGCUGCCUCUUCUCUUGGUCUCGACUUUGGUCUCUGUGUCCCAACCAUGAAAUUCGAAUUGGGCUUGAACGGUCGCUCGCCUACCGCCGGCACAUUCCAAGCUGUUGAUCCUCUUUGCAACAAGGGACAACAAGAAGCUCUCAACCCAGCGAUCAUCACCAACCGUAUCAAGGAUCAGCUUCUGAACGCUUGCGGUGCUUCCCAAGCCGCUAAGGAUGCUGUUGCUGCCGCUGCCGCUCAAGUUGUUGCUGCUGGUACCCGAGAUGCUACCACAGCUGACCUUUGGAACACAGCUCUCGGUUUCGCUGGAGCAAACACCAACCCUGACAACGCUCCUCAAACUGGCCUCGUUGGCCACACAUAG